This is a messenger RNA of Alligator mississippiensis (American alligator), 5280 nucleotides long. RefSeq names its product TBC1 domain family member 10B (gene TBC1D10B). The record is from RefSeq and is a predicted model, not a curated record. NCBI's taxonomy places the organism in Eukaryota, Metazoa, Chordata, Crocodylia, Alligatoridae. Bases 179 to 3001 code for a protein of 940 amino acids. The transcript has 9 exons.
AGGCCGGGCUGCGCGCGCAGCCUCGCGGUGGCUGCCUGCGGCCCGGGCUGGAGGGGAGCGCCCCGGGCCCCCUCCCCCCACCCCUCCCCCGUCACUUGAGCACAGGCUUCUCAGGCUGCACUAGGCCGCACCCCCUCCCCCUCCCCCCGAGGGGGCGGGGCCGGGGCCGGCGGGUGCCAUGGAGACGGGGGCUGGCGACGCCCCCUCGCCCCCGCCCCGCCGCAACACCCCCCGCACUGCCAAGAUGGCUGCUGGCACGCUUGUGCCAAGCACGGCCAAUGGGGCGGCAGCUGUGGGGGCCCUGGCGCGCGGGGCGGGCGACACCGCCAGGUUGGACGAGACGGCGGGCGAGCGAGAGGUCACGGCGGCCAUCAUGGAGACGACACAGGUCAACGCGGCCGUGUUGGAGGCGGCAGUGGGCAAGUGUGAGGUGAUGGCGGCCAUGUUGGAGACGACAGCGGGCAAGGACGCCGUGUUGGAGGCAACAGCGGGCAAGGACGCCGUGUUGGAGACGACAGCGGGAAAGGACGCCGUGUUGGAGGCAACAGCGGGCAAGCGUGGGGCGACAGUGGCUAUGUUGGAGGCCACAGUGAUCAACUCUGCCAUGUUGGAGGCACCGGCAGCCAUGUUGCAGACGACCGCGGGCAAUGACGCCAUGUUGGAGGCGCCAGCGGGCAAGCAUGAGGUGACGGCGGCCAUGUUGGAGACGACACAGGUCAACGCAGCCAUGUUAGAGUUGCCGGCGGGCAAGCAUGAGGCAACAGCGGCCUUCAUGGAGCCAACAGGGGUCAACGCCGCCAGGUUGGAGGCGCCAGCGGUCAUGCUGGAGGAGACUGUGGGCAAGCCUGAGGCAGUGGCAGCCACGAUGGAGGCGACAGCAGUCGAUGCAGCUACGUUGGUCAUGCCGGCGGGCAAGUGUGGAGCGAGAGCAGCCAUCUUGGAGGUUGCUGCAGCCAACAUGACCAUCUUGGAGGCUUCGGCGGCCAAUGCGGUGUCUUCUCGAGCCACCGUGCGGCCUAACACCACACCCAACCCGGAGUCUCCCUUGGCGAUGGGGGUCAAUGAAGGGUCUACACCCAAGGUGGCAUCGCCCCCGGCAGCCAUCUUGGAGCACGCGAUGGCCAACCCAGUGACAUCUCCCAUGCCAGCCACGGGCCUCGAAGUGUCAUCGGGGGCUCUUGGGGUCCCACCGGCCCCCGCCAUGUCCUUCCCGGCCCCCUUGACGCCGCCUGCGUUGCAGGUUGUGGCCCCAAGCCCAGGGACACCGGACAAGGCAUCUCCCACGGCCUCCACAGCCCUGCAGGACCUGGGGGGGUCCCUGUCCAGCCUGGGGCCCGGGAUCCCAGCCCCCCGGGCCCGGCCGGCCCCUGACACCCUGAGCUACCUGGAGUCGGUCAGCCUGAUGUCAGGGACCCUGGAGUCGCUCACGAGCCACGGGUUCCCCGACGACGCCAGCUCGCUGGGCUCCGACUCGGAGAUCAACGGCCUGGCCUAUCGCAGGACCGACAAAUACGGCUUCCUGGGGGGCGCCCAGUACUCGGAGGGCCCAGAGAGUGCCCUCCCGGUGGACGUGGCCCGGCAGCGGGAACUCAAGUGGCUAGACAUGUUUUCCCACUGGGACAAGUGGCUGUCGCGCCGGUUCCAGAAGGUGAAGCUGCGCUGCCGCAAGGGCAUCCCGUCCUCGCUCCGCGCCAAGGCCUGGCAACUGCUGUCCAAUAGCAAGGAGCUGCUGGAGCAGAACCCGGAGAAGUUUGAGGAGCUGGAGCGGCAGCCUGGUGACCCCAAGUGGCUGGAUGUCAUCGAGAAGGACUUGCACCGCCAGUUCCCUUUCCAUGAGAUGUUCGCCGCCCGUGGGGGCCACGGGCAGCAGGACCUGUACCGCAUCCUCAAGGCCUACACCGUGUACCGCCCCGAUGAGGGCUACUGCCAGGCCCAGGCCCCUGUUGCCGCCGUGCUCCUCAUGCAUAUGCCCGCAGAGCAAGCCUUCUGGUGCCUGGUGCAGAUCUGCGAGAAGUACCUGCCUGGCUACUACAGCGCAGGCCUGGAAGCGAUCCAAUUGGACGGGGAGAUCUUCUUUGCCUUGCUGCGCCGCGCCUGCCCCAUCGCCUACCGGCACCUCAAGAAGUUCAAAAUUGACCCCAUUCUGUACAUGACCGAGUGGUUCAUGUGUGUCUUCUCCCGCACUCUGCCCUGGAGCUCAGUGCUGCGCGUCUGGGACAUGUUCUUCUGCGAGGGGGUCAAGAUCAUCUUCCGCGUGGGGCUGGUGCUGCUGCGCAGCACUCUGGGCUCGGUGGACAAGCUGCGCAGCUGCCAGGGCAUGUACGAGACGAUGGAGAAGCUGCGCAACCCUCCACUGCAGUGCCUGCAGGAGGAGGUGCUGGUGCACGAGGUGGUGAGCCUGCCGGUGACAGAGGCCCUGAUCGAGCGGGAGAGUGGGGCCCAGCUCAAGAAGUGGCGGGAGACGCGGGGCGAGCUUCAGCACAAGCCCUCCCGGCGCCUGCACGGCUCACGCGCCAUCCAUGAGGAGCGCCACCGCCUCCACCCGCCCCCUGGCGCCAGCCCUGGCCUCCUUGGCCUGGCUUUCAAGCCCCGCCCCCAGCCACCUCGCCCCACCUUGGCACCCCUGGCUGCUGCUGCCGCACCCCCGGCCGCCUCAGGCCAGGUGGUCUCAGAGGGGCUGCACCCGGCCUUACCUUCCCCAACAGGCAACAACGCCCCCCUCGGGGGCCCCCACAAGGGGGCAGGGCCCCCCCAGCGGGACACAAAAGGGGUGGGCCCCGAGGACAAAAAGAAGCGCGAGAAGGAGGAGAAAGCCCGGCUGAAGCAGGAGAAGAAAAGGGAGAAAGAGCGGGAGAAGGAAGAGAAAAAGAGAGAGAAGAAGGAAAAGAAAGAGAAGAAGACUUCCUUCCGUCGCCGGGAGCCCCCGAAAUCUGGGGGCGUGGUCCCGGAGGACGGGGAGCCCGGGGCAGGUGGAUCCACGCUGCAGGACACUUACUUCUGAACUCUUCCCCUGCCCCCCGGGGAUACAGGAGGGGCAGGAGGGGUGACGGACCAAUUUUGGGGAGAUCAGGGGCUGAGGAGACUCAUGGGAAACCAUUUUGGGGUCCCUCAGCUCCUGGCGGCCACCCAUCCCCCAAUGUUUUUCACCCCCUUGCUUCUCACUAUGCCAAAUGAGUCGUUUUCACUCCUCGUUGAACCAAGGUCAUUCCCAUCUUGCCCAGGAUGGCUUCAUUAACCAAGAUGGUGUCCAUCUGCUAACAUGGCUCCUCAGCUUCUCUUCUUAGCCAAGAUGGCUUCCCUCAUCCAAUAGGGCUCCUGCCUCAUUAACCAAGAUGGCUUCCCUCAUUUAAGAUGCCUUCUAUCUCAUCCAGGAUGGCUUACCUACUCAGUCGAGAUGGCUUCUCUUCUUCAAUAUGGCUACCAUCUCAUCCAGGAUGGUUUUGUUAACCAGGAUAACUUCCCUUAUCCAAUAUGGCUCCUGGCUUCCCUACUCAACUGAGAUGGCAUCCCUCAUCCAAUAUGGCUCCCGAUUCAACCAGAAUGACUUCAUUAACCAAGGCAGCUCCCAUCUCAUCCAGAAUGGUUUCCUUCCUCCAAUGUGGCUCUCAUUUCAUCCAAGAUGGCUUCUCUCAUCCAAUAUGGCUCCCAUCUCAUCCAGAAUGGCUUUCCUACUCAACCAAGAUGGCGUCCGUUCUCCAGUUCAACAUGGGUUCCCUCAGCCAAUAUGGCUCCCAUCUUGUCCAUCCUGGCUUCCCUGCUUACCCAAGAUGGCUUCCCUGCCUCCAAUAAUGGUUCCAUUUCAUCUGGGAUGGCUUGCUGCUUACCCAAGAUGGCUUCCCUCCCUCUCUUUCCCCCAGGAGGGGGUCCCAUCUGAUCCAAAAUGGCUCCCUCAUCAACCAAGAUGGCCGCCAUCUCCUCCUCCCCACCAAUGGGGAGGGGGGCGGAGGUCCAGGUACAUCACCCCCUUUCCCGAAGGGCUACUGGGGCAUUGCCCCACCCCCGCCCCAGUCUUAACGAGGAGAUAAUUGUAUUAAUAAUAGUAACCCAAUGAGGCCCCGCCCCUGUUUGUAAAUAGGCCCCGCCUCCCUCCUUAAACUAUUUAACCAGUUUCAUCCCACCUCCUCCCCACAAUCCCUAGCGACAGAACGCUCCUCCUUUGCACUGAUAUUGGCCCCCAGGGGUACCAAUAAAGUUUUAUUUGCCCCGUCCCUGAACCUGUUGUCUGCCAAUGUGGCUCUCGAUAAAGUUCAUUGGUUCUUGAGGAAGGGGGCAGGGCCUGGCUGGGCAGCCUGCUGUUCACUGAUUGGGCUCCCGAUAAAGUUUGUCCAUUCUCGUAGCGGGCGGGCUGGACUAGGCCCCCUUGUUCCCCAAGAGGGCGCUGGGCGAGGUUCAUUGGGCGGCCGGCUCGAGACGUUUUGUCCGGCCUUGCGCUUCCGGAUUGAACGUCAAGUGUUCUUGCCCGCCGACAGCAUGCCCGCUGGCUUCCUCGUCGGGGGCGCUCUGUCAACGUGCUGCCCGCCGACGGUGCGUCCUCAUUGGACGGUGAACUUUAUCGCCUCCCGACAGCGCGUCCAUCUGUACGCUUCCUGAGCGCCUCAGAUGGUGUGCCCUCAUUGGCUGAGGACUUUAUUCCCCCUGUCCCCCUUGUUUGGGCGGGGAAGUUUCCCAACACUCCCUGUUCCCCAACAGCAGCCCUCCCCAGGAAGUUGGGGGUGGGCUUUAUUGAGGCCUAGCUGCUGGCCAAUGAGGAGCUUGCCCCUCCCCCAAAACGUAACUGGAAACCCUGCCCUCAGCUCUGGGAGCUCACCUGGCAUGGUCACAGCUGUGAGAGGGGAGUGGGGGCUGAUGGGAUAGCUCAGGGCCUGGGAGGCCAGAUGUCUGGGUUCUGUGCCCCUGCGUCCCAUGUAUAUACGUGUCUUUACACAUAUAUUAUAUAUAUGUCUCCAUAUUGUAAUUAUGUAUACUCCGCCAUGACUUAAUUUAAAGGGACAGACACUGGAAGUCAUUGACCUCACCCCCUUUGACCCCAAUAUCAUUUGACCCCCGCCCCCGUGCCCCAGGCAGGCACAUCAGGACACGCGAUGUUUACAUGAUACGUCCUUUAUUUCCUCUCCCCCCGCCUCGGAGAUGUUCUGAUUUUUAUUUCUGCCCCCCCCAUCCCUCCCCUUUCGUGCCUAUUCUCCCAUCCAUUGGUUUAUCUUUUUGUUCUGUCGCUUGGGUUUCAAAAGGUUCGUUAACAAAAAAACAAGGAAAAAAAUACAAACGAUAUGAAAGAACCAA